UUAGUCUGUGUCAUGUCCUUGUCUUUCUAACUGGGAGUUAAAAACAGACCCUCCUCUAUCUCUCUCUCUCGGGCUAGUCCAUUCUCAAAUUUCUCUUUACACAGCUUUCUACAGAGAGAGAGAGAGAGAGAGGUCAUAGUGGAAGUUGAAUUGGUUCAGUUGAAUUGGUUUGGUCAGGCCAGAAGAAUGUCUUUUUUUUGCCCCUUUUAUCUUCUUCUCUUUCGACUUUCCUUUUCUUGACACAACUAUUUGUGGGUCUUCGAGUUUCUGUAGUCCUUCUUCAAAAGACUGCACCUUUGUUUUCUUGAGGAUUCUCCAAUGGGUCUUGUUUUCAAAAGUUUCCCUCUUUGACUGGUGCCGAUUUUGUCUUCUUCUUUUUCAAGCAGGGUGCUUCGUGUUGCUGAUUCUUUCUUUCAGUCUGUCUUUAUGAUAUGCAUACAGUUCUUGAUACUAUUUAAUUCCAUUUCAUGUUUAUUUAUUAUUAAUUUACCUGUUGGUGUGUUACAUGGUUUCUCCUCGUGUUUUUUUUUCUUUUUUCUUUGACCAUUUUAUAAGACUUAGAUAAUGACACAGAGCAUCAUACCCGUUAGACUGAUAAUAAUUAUUAAUACUUUUUGUCAAAUAUUUUAAACUUAUCUUCUGUGUUGUGUUUAACAGGAUAUCUGUGUCUUCUCAGCCAUGAAUCAUUGCAUUCCUGAUUGGAAUCUUGAGGGUGAUCUUCCUGUCUCCAAUCAGAAGAACCCCAUAGAGCCAGACAAUGAGCUAGUAGAGCUGCUAUGGCGAAAUGGGCAGGUGGUUAUGCACAGCCAAACACAAAGAAAACCAAAUCCUCACGUUCAAAAACAUGAUUCACCAACAGUAAGGGGCUAUGACUCAACUCUGAAUUCAAGUCAUUUGAUUCAAGAUGAUGAGACAGUUUCUUGGAUUCAUGACCCUCUUGAAGAUUCCUUUGAAAAGGAGUUCUGUUCCAAUUUUUUCUCCGAAUUGCCACCACCGCUUUCUGAUCAAAUUUCAGAAGAAAAGUCGGCUAAAUUUGAUGCCUCGAAAACUUCACAUCAGCAACAACAACUCAACAACAACAAGCAUCCAGUGGUUCCUGAAUUUCCAGGAAACCCAAUGCCCCCUCCAAGAAUUCAAGUCCAGGAGCAAAAUCAUAUUAGUGUAGGAGGAUUUGGUAAAGCUGUUAAUGUUAACUUUUCUCAGUUCUCAGCUCCCUUAAAAGUGGGUGAUUUUAGAUCUUCAAGUCGACAAUUUGGAGGACAGGGGUCUGGAGAUUUUUCACAAGGAGAGGCCAGGGAGUGCUCGGUGGUGACAGUAGGGUCAAGCAACCAAACUCCACGUGACCGUUUCCUGAGCCGUGCUUCUGGUAAUGCUAUUGAGACCGGUACAGGCUUGUCUGCCGGACCCUCCAUAGAUGAUCCACGAAAAGUAAUCUCCCAGAGCGAGAGAGGCAAAGGUGAUCAGACACUUGAUCCCACUGCUACUUCAUCAUCAGGUGGGUCAGGUAGUAGUUUUGCUAGAACAUGUAAGCAAUCUGCAGUACCUAGUCGUGGCCAGAAAAGAAAGACCAUGGACGCGGAGGAAUCUGAGUGCCAAAGUGAGGAUGCCGAACUUGAUUCAGCAGUGGCAAACAAGCCAGCCAAACGAUCAGGAUCUACCCGCAGGAGCCGUGCUGCUGAAGUGCAUAACCUCUCAGAAAGGAGACGGAGGGAUAGAAUUAAUGAGAAGAUGAGAGCAUUGCAAGAGCUCAUACCUCACUGCAACAAGGUAAUGUGGAUGGGAAGUGGGAUUGUCCCAGUGAUGUUUCCAGGAGUGCAGCAUUUCAUGUCCCGCAUGGGAAUGGGAAUGGGAAUGGGCCCGCCUCCUUUGCCUUCUAUGCAAAAUCCUAUGCAUUUGCCUAGGGUCCCACUUGUUGAUCAAUCCAUUUCUAUGACUCCCACACAGAACCAGGCAGUUAUUUGCCAAACUCCAGUAUUGAAUCCAGUUAAUUAUCAAAAUCAGAUGCAAAAUCCUACUUUCUCUGAUCAGUAUGCACGUUUCAUGGGUUUUCAUAUGCAAGCUGCUUCUCAGCCCAUGAAUAUGUUCCGGUUUGGCUCGCAAACAGUACAGCAGAACCAAAUGAUGGCACCACCAAACAGUGGCGGUGGACCCUUGAGUGCUGGAACUGCAGCCAGUGAUGCUCCUCCGAGUGGCAAGACGGGUUAAAUGGCGAUAUGUAUUCUGAUCGGGUGUUUCUGGUCCCCUGGACGGAUAAAUUAGGAGAAUUGCAGAGCGGUGGAUGCAACUUCCUGUUGGAUAUGUGAAGCAUUUAAUUCCUCACCAAUCAUCUGCCUACUACUGAAAUAGAUGCGGUCAUAUUUUCUCUGUACAUGUCCCUGAAAGAUAGCUGUUACCAUGUUCUAAAUAUAUCCCAUCAACUUCAAACGUGUUUUGUAACCAUUUUUUAUUGAAUGAAAUAGUUACGUAUAA
This is a messenger RNA of Populus trichocarpa (black cottonwood), 2469 nucleotides long. RefSeq names its product transcription factor PIF4. Gene Ontology annotation, molecular function: DNA-binding transcription factor activity; protein dimerization activity. The coding region runs from base 679 to 2205 and encodes 508 amino acids. NCBI's taxonomy places the organism in Eukaryota, Viridiplantae, Streptophyta, Magnoliopsida, Malpighiales, Salicaceae. The transcript is spliced from 8 exons. Gene Ontology annotation, biological process: regulation of DNA-templated transcription. The record is from RefSeq and is a predicted model, not a curated record.